CUAGUACACACUACUGCUGCAAUACUCAACAAAAAUUACCUACUUUCUCUCUCCUCUCUUUCUCUCUCUAGCUACAUAGGGCCCUAUCAACUUCCUUUCUUUUUCUUCAAUCUCUCUCUCACAUAUAACGUACUAACUCUUUCUUCUUUCAAAUCACCAUCAUAUAUCUUCCCCUGUUUCACCUCACUAUCAAACUCAUCUUCUCACUAAACGAGGGACCUAUAGGCAAGAAUAUUAAUGGUAAGGGGACCCAAUACUAUGGGACAUAUGAACAAAGAGAAAGUGGUUUCAAAUUCUCAGUUGUUUUCUUCAUCUCUGAAAGGGUUUAAGGACAAGAGUAACACCACCAAUAACAUGCCCUCCUGGCUACUCACCAGCAUUUCUGAUUUGGAAGAGAGGGUGAAAAUGUUGGCAAUAGGAACAUGUGAAGAUGAAGAAGAAGGUGACACUUUUGCAGAAAGAGCUGAAACUUACUACCAGAAGAGACCUCAACUACUGUCACUUCUUCAUGAUUUGUACAAUGGCUAUAUGACUUUAUCCGAUCGUUAUAUACAAACACUUGCGAAACAUAAGCAUCAUAGCCGACACUCUUCUCAAGUUUCGACUUUGGAAGAAGGUUUCUAUGAUCAAGAAGAGGAAGAAGUUAUUAGUGGUGUGAGUCAAGUUGAUUCGGAUAUGGAAAGUUCGAUUUCUUAUCAGCAAACAUUACCUUUGACGAGUCUUCCUAAGAGGGGAACAACUAUGUUCGACGUUGAUGCGGUUGUAGCCGAGCUUGUGAUGAAGAAUGUUGAGUGUGAUUUUCUGUUGCACGAGGUUAAUGCCAUGGAGAGGAGGUAUUGCGAGUCUUCGAGGAAAAGUGAGUUACAGAAGAGUUUGCUUGAGGUGUUGGAAUCUGAGAGAGUUGUUUUGUUGAAUGAGAAUGCUGGUUUGAGCUAUAGGGUUAAUACUUUGGUUGAAGAGAACAAGGAGCUUGCCUCCGAGUCAGUUUUUAUCAAACGGAAAGCCGGGGAGUUAGCCAAGUGUGUGUUGAAGAUGAGGGAGGAUCAUAGAGUUUAUCUUUUGCAUAGGAAAAUUGAAGAUCUUCAAGGACAGGUUCAUGGUUUGGAGAAAAGGAACAAGGAGUAUUAUGAGAGGCUUUUGAGAAGAGAGAAUCAAGAAAAUGGAAACAAAGGGAAGAAUGGUGGUGAAGGAAUAGCUUUGGAAGUUCAUGUUCAAAUGGAGAAACCUAGAAGGUUUAAGUGGAAAGAAGAAGGAAAGUCUUCUAGGAAGAAUUUAGAUGGAAAGAAAGGACAUAGUUUGUGGAAAAAGCUCAAGAACAUGGACUUGUUGUUGUGUGGUACAAGUCCAGCUUGUUCUUGAUCUUGGUUCGACGGUCCAGAUGUAACUGAUUGCAUUGUUAGGGUUGCGAAUGAACACAACUCAUAUCUCUAGUUUUUUUUGGUUGGUAUGUAUACUUUUUGGCUUUUGAUGUUGGUAAUAGUAGUAGGUUACCAUAGCAUGUGUUUGAUUUUGCGUUAGAGGCGGCUCCAAACUCGGGUUUGCUUCCGCGGGGAUGUCAUUGAAGCUACAAAACCAGGCUUCUGUUUGGACAGACGCGCCGUGCAACCGAUCAUACACGAAGUUAGCUAUGGUGUAUAUUUCAAUAUGAACUUUAGUUAGCUAUGGUGUAUAUUUCAAUAUGAAGUUUAGUCAAGUCUUGUGGUGAAAUCUAAUUGUAGAUUAGUUUACAUCAAGCUAUAGAGUCAAUACUUUUGCCUCUAGGAUUAUAGCUGAUGGUCUAAUUCUGGUUUUGUUCUUGUUAAAGGACUUGCUUAACAAAUAGUAUGUGAUGCAUCCUUCAAUUUUUA
This is a messenger RNA of Lathyrus oleraceus (garden pea), 1847 nucleotides long. RefSeq names its product kinase-interacting family protein. The transcript is spliced from 3 exons. The record is from RefSeq and is a predicted model, not a curated record. The coding region runs from base 238 to 1359 and encodes 373 amino acids. Gene Ontology annotation, molecular function: actin binding. NCBI's taxonomy places the organism in Eukaryota, Viridiplantae, Streptophyta, Magnoliopsida, Fabales, Fabaceae.